GCUGCUGCUGCUGCUGCUGCUGCUGACGCCGAUGCUGCUCCGGGCCGCUUCCGGUGCGUCUUCCUCGUGUUACCGCACGUCCAACUACUUUCGGACGCAUUUCAACGACACCACCAACGUUCUGGAACAACCCGCGUCCAGUGUGCUGUUACAAGUGUGUGGAAAAUCGCAAGAAACGUGUUGCGGCGAGAACUCCGAACCACAAUUGGUGACCGUGGGCAGAAAUCUGUACGACGAUAAGUUGCAGACUUCGUUGAAAACGCUGAGCGUCAUGUACAAGGAAAAAGCUGUAAAAUUUGACGACUACUUCAGAGACAUGUUGAAAAAAGCAAGAUUGGGCUUCCACGACAUGUUCAAGAAAACGUACGGGAUGAUGUACGAGCAGAACUCGUACCUGUUCGAGAAUCUGUUCCGCGACCUGGAGAAGUAUUACGACACGGGCAACACGAACAUUAUCGAAGUGCUGGAAAACUUUUUCUCCGUUCUGUGCCAGAAAAUGUUCACCGUCAUGAACAGUCAAUUCACAUUCGACACCAAGUACAUGGUGUGCGUCAGCGAGAGCAUGUCGGAGGUGGCACCUUUUGGCGACGUGCCCGUCAAACUGUCGUCGCCGUUGAAAAGAUCAUUUGUCGCUUCCAGAACGUACGUGCAGGCGCUGAAAAUAGCCGGCGAUAUUUUGGCCAACAUCAACAAGAUGAUGCCUACCCAAGAGUGUUUGGUUGGUUUUACCCGGAUGACCCAGUGCCCGGUUUGCAAAGGGCUGCAAGACAGCAAAGCGUGCAACGGGUAUUGUCUGAACGUCAUGAAAGGAUGUCUGGCGUAUCACUCGCAACUCGACCAGGACUGGAAUGCGUUUUUGGAUAUCAUGGAAAAAGUGAAAAAACGUCUGCUGGGUCCGUUCAACAUCGAACUGGUCGUCAUACCGAUCAACGUGAAGAUAUCCGAAGGCAUAAUGAAUUUCCAGGAGAACGCUCAGAGAGUGUCACAAAAGGUGUUCUCCAACUGCGGUAAACCGACACUGGGAUCGACGCGCCGACGCCGACGUCGCCGGAACGCUGACGACGAUUAUUACGAAUUCCAGCAGGGACGGGUGAUGAGCGACGGCAUGAACAAGGACGCAGAAAAUGAUGGUGACGAGAACCUCGACGACGACGACGACGACGACGACGACGAUGACGACGAGUACGUUGAAAUGAAACCGACAGCGGUGAAAAACGAGAAAAAAGAUAACGUGCCAGAUGAGGGUGGCAGGAAGCAGCGAAAAAAUAAGAACAACAACAAUAACAACGGACCGAAGAGCGGAAGGGCAGGAGGCGGUAAUAACGGCAAGAACCGAAAGAAGAACAACAAAAACCGUGGCGGCGGCGGUGGUGGUCUCGAGGACGAGGAAGAAGAUCAAGGCGGUCCUGCGUACGCGUUUCACCGGCUGCUCAAGGACAUCGGCACGCACGUGGCGUCGACGAAAAACUUUUGGAAAAGGCUGCCGUACGAAGUGUGCAACAACGACGUGGCCGUGAUCGAGACCGGACAGAACACCACUUGCUGGAACGGAUCUGCUCUGGCCAGCUACACGAAAGAAGUGAUGAGGGACGGCAUUAAGAACCAGAAAAGGAAUCCCGAGGUGCCCGUGGACCUGUUGCGGCCGAGCAGUCUGCUCAACGAACAGGUGUUCGCCCUGAAGGCGCUGACGAACCUGCUGAAAAACGCGUACCAGGGACUGGACGUGGAAUGGGACAUGGAGGAGGUGUUUCACGGCGGCGAGUCCAGCGGCGUCGGGCCAAUAGCGUCCUCGGGCGACGGGUCCGGCGACGAGGACUCGGAGUCCACGUCGCCAUCCGCGGCCGUGGACGGGCCCACGCACGUAUCGUUCACCACGACCACCGUGUCGUCGGCCACAACGCCGCCGCCGAGCACCGUCGAGACGGUGGACGACAACCGCGUGGACACGUCCGGCGGCAAGACCACCGCGGGCACGGACACCAGUGGCGGCCACAAGGCGAACAAGCCGACGCUGCAGAAGGCGCUGGUCGCGUACCUGCUGCCCGUGGUCGCCGUGUGGUUCGGCAACUCGUUCUUCGAAUGGAUCCUGUGAUAGGGUUUUUGUUCCUCCGAGAGCGCGUCCAGUGCCGUUCUCAACGGUGCCAUAAAACGUUCAGUGUGUAUGUCUGUGAUAAUUUUAUCGUGUGAAAAAACGAUUUUAAAUUUAAAAACAUUUUUAACAAUAAUUACCGGCCACCGACGGACGGGAAAAAAUAACGGUGACCACUCGAAGCCCUCUAACCCCCACCCCCGCGUGUAUAUAAUUUUAUAUAUUAUUAAUAACAAUUGAUCGUUCCCGCGGCCGGACUUCCUAAGGCCCGCGCCGCUACACGGGAAAUAAUAAUAAUAAUACCAUGUGACGUUUUUGUACAUAGUUUGUACGGCAACCCUAACGUCGUACUUUAACCGAGUACACUAAUACAUUACGCUACUAUAAUUAACCAUUUUUAUUGUAAAACAUUCGUGUUGAGUAUCUCGUCGGACAAUAUUAUUACCAUCGUGUUACGGUCAAGGUUUCAAACAUUAAUUACGACCGUUUUUAAAUAAUGUUAAUCGGUUUCCAAAUGUCCACAUCUACGGGUAUUGUCCCGGCCAGACUUAUGUGCAUCCAAUACUCGCGGUGUAGCUUAUUCCGAUUGAAUUUCUUUCGAGCCCAAACUUCUGGGCACGAAUGACGUACGUUCCUCGCAUGACCACAACCUUGAAAGUCAAUGGACACUUCCAUGGGUGCCUUUUGUUAUUGAAAGGAUUUAAAUUUUGUAUUUGUUUUAAUUUUUAAGCGAUUUAGUCUAGUCAACACUUUUAUAAAUUGUAUAAACGUAG
Molecule: messenger RNA, 2862 nt
Organism: Sipha flava (yellow sugarcane aphid)
Lineage: Eukaryota; Metazoa; Arthropoda; Insecta; Hemiptera; Aphididae
Gene: dlp
Product: glypican-4
Biological process (GO): regulation of protein localization to membrane; regulation of signal transduction; cell migration
Cellular component (GO): cell surface; synapse; extracellular region
Source: RefSeq, a predicted model, not a curated record